CACCACCAUGGGGCCGCCGCCGGGCCUCGCGCCACUCCUGCUGGUCCUCCAGGGCUGCUGGGCCUCGAUGAGCGCCCAGGACAGGGCCACCCCGGCGGUGACUACUGAGGACCUCAGCUCCACCGAGCCAGCCCCAGCCAUUCUUGGACCCUCUCUGUCGCCUAGGACCCCGGGGGCCCCCAGAACCCCGGAGGCCUCCAGAACCCCGGAGUCCUCCGCCUCUGGCCCCAGGCCCACCCCGGUUACGGACGUUGCAGCUCUGUGUGUCUGUGACUUGUCCCCAGCACAGUGUGAUGUCAACUGCUGUUGUGAUCCUGAUUGCAGCUCCAUGGAUUUCAGUGUCUUUUCUGCCUGCUCAGUUCCAGUUGUCAUGGGUGAUAGCCAGUUUUGUACUCAAAAAGCAGCCAUCUAUUCAUUGAAUUUUAAAGCAAACCCACCUGAAAGGGUAUUUAAACUCAUUGACCAGAUCAAUCCAUCUAUUUUCUGCAUUCGCAUUACAAACUAUAAACCUGCAUUAUCCUUUAUUAAUCCAGAAGUGCCUGAUGAAAACAAUUUUGACAGAUUGAUGAAAACAACAACUGGUUUUACAUUGAAUGCAGAAUCAGAUGUUUCUUUUUCAACCAAAUUGGAUGCUCCAAGUACUACUAAAUAUGAGUAUGGGGCUCAGCUGCAGACUUCAAAUGACUCUUCAGCUCCAUUUUUGAGAUUGCCUUCACCACUGAUGUCAUCCCUGUGCGCUGAUGAUAACCCUGCAGCAUUUCUGGUGAACCAGGCUGUUACAUGCACAAGAAGGAUGGAUUUAGAACAGUGUGAAGAAAUUGAAGCCCUUAGCAUGGCUCGUUACAGCAGCCCUACAAUUUUGAGGGUGCCUAAUUCAGGAAAAAAGGUCUUUAUCACUAUCCAAUCCAUUGUCAUCCAGUCUCUAAAUAAAACAUUGACCCCACUGGAACACACUGACGUGCUGUGGCCAACUCUCGUGGGCUCUGGGCAGGAGAAAAUCUGCAUUCACGUUGUUCUCGAGGUAAAGUACAGCCUCACAUACACAGAGAAAGGUGAGAUAAUGAAAGCCGCUGUCUCAUUCCUUCUGGGGACAGUGAGCAGUGCGGUGAUUCCCCUGCAGCAGAAGUUUGAGAUUCACUUUACUCAGCAAGGUACAAAGCCGGUUCCUCUCAGUGGAAACCCUGGUUAUGUUGUGGGGCUCCCGGUAGCUGCUGGGUUUCAGCCUCAGAAGGGGUCCGGGAUCAUUCAGACAACAAAUAGAUAUGGACAACUCACGAUCCUCCGCAGCUCGGCUGAGCAGGACUGCUUAGCUGUUGAGGGGACCCGGACCCCAGUGUUGUUUGGCUACAACAUGCAGUCUGGCUGCAAGCUACGACUGACCAGCGCCCUCCCAUGUAGGUUAGUGGCACGGAAGGUAAAGGACCUGCUGAAGGGCCAGGGCUUCCCAGAUUAUGUGGCCCCAUUUGGAAAUUCCCAGGCCCAGGAUGCGCUGGACUGGGUGCCUGUCCACUUUGCUACCCUGUCAUCCAACGUGAAGGAUUCCUGCCAGCUUCCAGUGGCUUUGGUUAUAGAGGUGAAGUGGACUAAGUACGGGUCCCUCCUGAACCCACAGGCCAGAAUAGUCAAUGUAACUGCAAAUCUCAUCUCCUCCUCCUUUCCUGAGACCAGCGCCGGAAAUGAAAGGACGGUUCUCAUUUCCACUGCGGUUACUUUUGCGGCUGUGUCUGCACCUGCAGAGGCGGGCUUCAGAGCGCGGCCAGCCAUCAACGCCAGGCUGCCCUUUAACUUCUUCUUCCCAUUUGCUUGACGUAAGUGGUCCCUGGAGGAA
This is a messenger RNA of Marmota flaviventris (yellow-bellied marmot), 1828 nucleotides long. RefSeq names its product tectonic family member 1 (gene Tctn1). Gene Ontology annotation, cellular component: MKS complex. The record is from RefSeq and is a predicted model, not a curated record. Gene Ontology annotation, biological process: protein localization to ciliary transition zone; cilium assembly. Lineage: Eukaryota; Metazoa; Chordata; Mammalia; Rodentia; Sciuridae.